Branchiostoma floridae (Florida lancelet) is the source of this 1309-nucleotide messenger RNA. RefSeq names its product coxsackievirus and adenovirus receptor homolog. The record is from RefSeq and is a predicted model, not a curated record. NCBI's taxonomy places the organism in Eukaryota, Metazoa, Chordata, Leptocardii, Amphioxiformes, Branchiostomatidae. Gene Ontology annotation, molecular function: chitin binding. Bases 80 to 1084 code for a protein of 334 amino acids. Gene Ontology annotation, biological process: immune response; cell surface receptor signaling pathway; T cell costimulation. Gene Ontology annotation, cellular component: extracellular region; external side of plasma membrane. The transcript has 10 exons.
UUUCCUCAUUCUCUGUGGAGAACACUGAAGGUGCCUUCACGUGUGUCGUCCUGGUAACGUCACAACCUAAUCUACGAACAUGAAGUUUGUACUUGGCUUGGUCCUUCUUGCUGUUGGCGCGCACGCCAUGACCAUCGUGACCGUCAGUACCCCUGAACCGAAGGUUGAGGCUAGUGUGGGGGGUUCCGCGGAACUCAAGUGCGAGUUUGACAUCCAACCCAACUCUACACAGCCUCCUACUAUCGCCUGGUUCAAGGGCAAUGACGACUUCCGCGGUGCCGAGCGGAUCUACACGGGACACAAGGUGUGGGGGAACGAGACGCAACGACGGGAGGACAGCUUCGGGGACUACAUCGGGCGGGUGGAGGUGGCGGAUCUGGACAAACCCGCCAUCAAGAUCAGCGGCAUCAAGAGUACCGACUUCGCGCGCUACUGGUGUACUGUAGCGGAGUGGGGUGUGCGGACGGAGUUCGGAGUGGACGCCAAGUCAGUUCUGCUGACUGAAACUGGGCAUUCCGAAGCCUCCAUUGACAUUUCCGUUUCCGGUGAGAAGGACGUGGAUGAAGGUGGUGACGUAGAGAUGACGUGUCGUUGCCAUGGCUGCACUUCUGCCGCGAUAUUCGACUGGUUCAAGGGCCCGGCGUUUGCCGGAAGUGAGUGGGUGACAACCGGAAACUACACUCAUAUCGCAGCCAAGGUCGACGUUGGCGUUUUGGGAUUUCCAAACCCGAUAGAGAUUGACGAUGGAUUUGGCCAGUUCAGCGUGACACCAUCCAAUUCCCUCCGUCUGACCGGGGCGCAGGUAGCCGACGCAGGAAGGUACUGGUGUAAGGUGACAAGCGGUGGGAGCGUGGACAUCAAGGCAACCGUGCUGAAGGUCAAAGUGCCGGAGUUCACCUGUGCCGGUAAGGCUGACGGGCACUACCCUGACCCGGAGGACUGCGCCAUGUACUACCAGUGUCUGUACGGCUUCCCUCAGCCCUUCCACCGCCCGUGUGGGUACGCCGGCAUGGUCUUCAACCCCGAGCACCUGUACUGCGACUGGGCCUUCAACGUGGGACCGCCAUGCGGGAGCAAGGCUUAGACCAACGACCCUCCCUUCACCUCUGAUGAACACUGACGUCAUCAAUGGUUGACGUCCCAUAUGGCUGACGUCACUAACCACAGAAACAAACGUCAUCUUCCCAGUCAUUCAGAAACAACAAUGACGUUUUGAUGAGCUUCUGCUUUAGAUGCAUUUAGACGAACUCGCUUGCUACGAUGACAACUCGUUGUGGCUACAUUCAAAUAAACUUCCAUAAUGCCAUAA